This is a messenger RNA of Prunus armeniaca (apricot), 615 nucleotides long. Lineage: Eukaryota; Viridiplantae; Streptophyta; Magnoliopsida; Rosales; Rosaceae. The record is from the annotation of a GenBank genome assembly.
AUGGGCGGGUCUAGGCCACGCCUAGGCGGCCUGGGCGGGUCUAGGCGGGUCUGGGAGCCAGGGCGGGUAUGCGUUGGUGUCGAGAAGUACUCAAUCCGAUUGUCUUCGUGGCAUGUUAUGGCCAUGGUUUUGGUAGGACCAUUUGCUUAUGUACUUGAAGGGAAGCAAAGGCCUUCACUCUCGUUUUCUGUAGCUGCCAAAAUUUUUGCGCUUGCAUUAUUUGGAACCACCAUCCAUCUGAAUGUGUACUACGCUGGUUUAGCAUACACUUCUCCAACAGUUGCAUGUGCCUUGAGUAAUGUUAUUCCCAGCUUGACAUUUCUAAUGGCAGUUCUACUUGGGUUGGAGAAGUUGAAGAUUAGAACUGCUAGAGGUCAAGCUAAGGUGGCUGGCACACUUUUCGGCAUUGGUGGUUCUCUUGUUUUCACUUUCUGGAAAGGAGGAUACCUAUUUAAAGGUUUUGUAAAGAGGCCACUGAUAAAUAUAUCUGUUGGUGAGAUGGGGCAUGUUAAGGAAAACUGGAUCAAGGGGGCCCUUCUUAUUCUGACGAGUCACAUUGCGUGGAGUGCAUGGCUAAUCCUCCAGGCUGUGGUCUCCAAAGUCUACACUGCUUGA